GGUCUUAGUUAAACGCAGGUGACUCGUAGCGUCUGGUUCAUUGUUCUGUAGAACUAGUUCAUCGUAAACAUGAGCGGAAGAGGCAAAGGAGGAAAGGGACUGGGCAAAGGAGGCGCCAAGCGUCACCGUAAAGUCCUCCGCGAUAACAUCCAGGGAAUCACCAAGCCCGCCAUCCGCCGUCUGGCUCGCCGCGGGGGAGUCAAGCGCAUCUCGGGCCUCAUCUACGAGGAGACCCGCGGUGUGUUGAAGGUCUUCCUGGAGAACGUCAUCCGUGACGCCGUCACCUACACCGAGCACGCUAAGAGGAAGACCGUCACAGCCAUGGAUGUGGUCUACGCUCUCAAGAGGCAGGGCCGCACUCUCUACGGCUUCGGAGGCUAGACUCACAUGUUUAAUUACAAUAAAAACCAAAGGCCCUUUUCAGGGCCGACCAAAUACUCCCCUCAAAGAGCUCAGUCCUAAAAUUAACAAAUCCCACUAAAACUCAAAUUAUUC
Fundulus heteroclitus (mummichog) is the source of this 495-nucleotide messenger RNA. Its product is annotated as histone H4. The transcript has a single exon. Gene Ontology annotation, molecular function: protein heterodimerization activity; structural constituent of chromatin; DNA binding. The record is from RefSeq and is a predicted model, not a curated record. Gene Ontology annotation, cellular component: nucleosome. Gene Ontology annotation, biological process: nucleosome assembly. Bases 70 to 381 code for a protein of 103 amino acids. Lineage: Eukaryota; Metazoa; Chordata; Actinopteri; Cyprinodontiformes; Fundulidae.